GCAUUCUAACAGAACGCCAACUAGCACCUUGCGCGCAUCGCGACAGCAAUUAGCCCACCGGUGCCAAGGCCGGCGACAAAAACAAGCGGGUGAGAAGAUUUGUCUCGCUGCUUGGGAAAGCGACGGCCGAACCGCGGCCAGUCGUGCUCGUCGUUCGUCCCAGGUUCGACUGGGACACGGUGUGUGUGUGUGUGUGUGCCAUGAAUUUCUCCACCGAACACGCGUUGCACGCGCCAUGGAACGAAUCAUCAUCCGCGGCAGACGACGAAAUUCUGAUCUGCGACGGUGCGUCCACCAUCAUCCCGGAAGGUAUUGCGAGCGCCCGGUUCCAGGUGGUCGUGUGGCUGGCGUACACCGCCAUCCUUGCCGCCUCGCUCGUCGGCAACUGUUCCGUGCUGGCGAUCGUCGCCAGCCAGCCGCGGAUGCGCACCGUCACCAACCUGUUCCUCGCCAACCUGGCGCUCGGCGACCUGCUCAUGACGCUGUUCUGCGUGCCGUUCUCGUCCGUGUCGCUGUUCGUGCUGCAGUACUGGCCGUUCGGGGCGGCCCUCUGCCAGACGGUCAACUACUUCCAGGCCGUGUCGGUGCUCGUGUCCGCCUACACGCUCGUGGCGCUUAGCGCCGACCGGUACCGGGCGAUCAUGUGGCCGCUGCGGUCCCGCCGGCGGCCGCCACGGCGCCCCAUCGCCCUGCUGCUCAUCGGGCUGGUGUGGGUCGGUGCGGCCGCUACCGCGCUGCCCAUCCCGCUGCACUCCGCGCUGGUGCAGCCGAGCGCCUGGCAUGCCCACUGCGGCCAGGCCGUCUGUACCGAGGUGUGGCCCGAUGCGACCGCCGACCGGGCCUACUCGCUGACGCUUGCGCUGGCGCAGUUCGCGCUGCCGCUCGGCACGCUCGUGUACACGUACGCCUGCAUCGGGUGGCGCGUCUGGGCCCGCAGCACCAACCGCACCGGCCUGGUGCCGCCCUCCUCCAACUCGGGGCGCCAGUUCCGCCGGGCCCGCCGGCGCACCGUCCGGAUGACGCUCGCCGUGGUCGCCGCGUUCGUCGUCUGCUGGCUGCCGUUCAAUGCGCUGCUGCUCGCCCCGCUGGACGACCCGAGCUGGGCGCCGCUGCCGUACCUGUGGUUCGCCUGCCACUGGCUCGCCAUGUCACACUGCUGCCUGAAUCCGCUCAUCUACUGCUACAUGAACGCAAAGUUUCGGGCCGGCUUUCGGGCGCUGCUGCUGCGACCGCUGAUGCGGGUGGUGGUGUGCAGAAGCAGACGCACCGCCACUACCUGCUGCUGCCUGCGUCACCGGGCCAGCACGACGGUCAGCAGCGAACGGUUGCCGGUUGGAGGAGGAGGAAGGUGUUGUGCAGCAGCAGCAGCAGCACCAGCAGAGAAUGUCGAGCUGACGACGACCCACAGCAGAAAAAUUGAACCCGUGACGGAAGAGGAGCAUUUAUAGGGGUUUUGUUUUUGGUUGGCUGUAGUUAGUGAGUGAUUCAAUACAACCAUUCCCCUUCUUUAUCAUUUGGAAAGUAUCCGUUUUUUUUAGUGUCUUGUUAUUACAAAUGCGAAAGAAGUAGUGAGGGGAGUAGUAAAUAAUACUUCCAUAAAUCGCUUAGGCAAGUAAAAACCAGUUUUAAAGAUGGUUAACAGUGACACUCGGUUCAAGGCUCGAACGGCAGCGCGCUCAGUUCUCAGCACCGCCGUCCUACCGAUUGCGCCAUUCGUGCUGUGCGACAGUGCAGCCACUAAUUGUCGCUUUUAUUUUGUUGCAUUGCGUGUUGCGUGUUGCGUGAGAGAACAUUAGUGCGAAUGGGGCAUUCAUUUUAGAAACUAAAACGCGCAUUCUUCUACUACGUUUAGCGAUGAGCGAUUCCAUACAAAAAAAAAUAAACAAUUUAAUGCAGAAUAAAAUAAGAACUCCCCUCCAAGGUGCAAGAAAGUCCGGUUUCGGUCAAGUGAGUGUGUGGACGGACCACCUUUCUCUCUGGUGUGCUCGAUCUUCUUGGGUUUUUCUUCU
This is a messenger RNA of Anopheles gambiae (African malaria mosquito), 2009 nucleotides long. RefSeq names its product RYamide receptor. Gene Ontology annotation, biological process: neuropeptide signaling pathway. NCBI's taxonomy places the organism in Eukaryota, Metazoa, Arthropoda, Insecta, Diptera, Culicidae. Bases 201 to 1448 code for a protein of 415 amino acids. Gene Ontology annotation, molecular function: neuropeptide Y receptor activity. Gene Ontology annotation, cellular component: membrane. The record is from RefSeq and is a predicted model, not a curated record. The transcript has a single exon.